Molecule: messenger RNA, 1272 nt
Organism: Triticum aestivum (bread wheat)
Lineage: Eukaryota; Viridiplantae; Streptophyta; Magnoliopsida; Poales; Poaceae
Exons: 2
Coding region: 110-1198 (362 amino acids)
Source: RefSeq, a predicted model, not a curated record
CCGAAGGAAGGCUGGUUGUGUUCGACCCAGAGUCCCAGACCGAGACCUUUCGCCCGUCCCGUCCCGAACCCAGACGGAACCAGGUCCAUCCCCAAGCGGAGACCUAGCCAUGGCAGCUUCUCCGCAGGCGGCCGCCGCCGGCCGUCACGCGCUCAGCCGCGGGGCCGGGCCGCCACGGCCGAGGCUUCGCUCGGCUCUACCGGCGUCGUCGCUCGCCCUCCCGCAACGCGCAGUUUCUUAUUUGUUCAGGUCGCUCCUGCCGAUUCCAACGGCAUUUUGCUCAACAUCACGUGUGCGGUUAACUCCAUCUGCAUCCUUGCCGUCAAGACGAAACUUUGAAGGCUAUAUUCCUCGCAGCUGCUCGCGUUCAUCGUUGCAGAUAUACACUACCCGGUCAUCACCGUUAUCUCUCUCGCCAUCUUCAGCCCUCAUGGUGUCAGCCCAGCUUCCGCCGGCUGAUGUAGAGCAGCGGUCAGAGGAGUGGUUUGCUCUGCGCAAGGAUAAGCUCACCACAAGCACCUUCAGCACUGCCUUGGGUUUCUGGGCCGGCAACAGACGGUCGGAGCUUUGGAGUGAGAAGGUCUUUGGACCAACAGAUGUCAAGUUGGCGGAUGCGGCCAUGGCUGCCAUGGCCUGGGGAACCAAUCAUGAAAGUAUGGCUGUAGAGCAGUACACGAGCAUCACAGGACGGUCAGUGGGUUCCCUUGGCUUUGCAGUGCACACCGAGGCUAAGUUGGGGUGGCUCGGAGCUUCACCUGACGGCGUUCUUGGGUGUGACCCCGAUGGUGGGAUCCUGGAAGUCAAGUGCCCGUACAACAAGGGUAAGCCCGAGCUUGCUCUGCCAUGGCGUAUCGUGCCAUACUACUACAUGCCACAGGUGCAGGGGCUGAUGGAGAUCAUGGGCCGAGACUGGGUCGACCUCUACUGCUGGACCCCCAACGGGAGCAGCCUGUUCCGAGUGCCUCGGGACCGCGCAUACUGGGAGCUCAUCCACGAUGUCCUGCGUGAGUUCUGGUGGGGCAACGUGAUGCCCUCCCGGGAGCUGGUGCUGCUUGGGAAGGAUGCCGAGGCGAGAUCUUUUGAGCCACAGCCCAAGCACCGACUGACAAAUCUAGUGAUAGUUAAGAGCAGGAAACUAGCUUCUGAAGCCAAGUUGUUAUGUAGGGAUGUUGGUGGCCAUGUAGAAUUCUUCCCAUGAGUGUAGUUCUGGCGGUGGUUGUACACUGUAUUCUGUUUAUUCGUUAAAUGAAAUCAUGAAUUACUUCCAAACCA